This is a messenger RNA of Dreissena polymorpha, 2446 nucleotides long. Its product is annotated as splicing factor 3A subunit 2-like. Gene Ontology annotation, biological process: spliceosomal complex assembly. The record is from RefSeq and is a predicted model, not a curated record. Bases 176 to 1222 code for a protein of 348 amino acids. The transcript has 8 exons. Lineage: Eukaryota; Metazoa; Mollusca; Bivalvia; Myida; Dreissenidae. Gene Ontology annotation, cellular component: U2-type prespliceosome; catalytic step 2 spliceosome; nucleus. Gene Ontology annotation, molecular function: zinc ion binding; nucleic acid binding.
CAUAUUGCCUAUAUUCGUUCAUAUCCGCACUUUUCGUUCAUAUCCGCGGAUAUGAGUCAUAUACGUAUUUUAGACGGACCGUUUGUGACAAGUGUCUUCGAACAUGCUUUAAUCAAAAGACCCCUGCAACUAAAAAACGAUUUGGUAAAAAAUUGAGAAACAGAAAUAGCACAAAAUGGAUUUUCAAAAUCGUGUUGGUGGGAAAACAGGUGGUGGAGGUGUUGCCUCAGCGUCAGAGUCUAACAGGGAUCGUCGGGAGAGGCUCAGACAGCUUGCCUUGGAAACCAUUGACCUCAAUAAGGAUCCUUAUUUCAUGAAAAAUCACUUGGGCUCCUAUGAGUGCAAGCUGUGUCUCACACUACACAACAAUGAGGGCAGCUACCUGGCCCAUACACAGGGCAAGAAACAUCAGGCCAACCUAGCACGCCGAGCGGCCAAGGAGGCUAAAGACGCACCUGCUCAGCCAGCCCCAGAGAAACCAAGGGUGGACAUCAAGAAAUUUGUGAAGAUUGGUCGCCCAGGUUACAAAGUUACCAAACAGAGAGAUCCAGAAAAUCAGCAACAAAGUCUUUUAUUUCAGAUUGACUACCCCGAGAUUGUGGACGGCAUCAUGCCCAGACACAGGUUCAUGGCAGCCUAUGAGCAGAAAGUGGAGCCCCCUGACCGCAGGUGGCAGUACCUGCUGUUUGCAGCAGAGCCCUAUGAGACUAUUGCUUUCAAGGUUCCAAGCAGAGAAGUGGAUAAAGAUCCUAAGAAGUUAUGGAAUCACUGGAACAAGGAAACAAAACAGUUUUUCCUGCAGUUUGCAUUCAAGGCAGACUCGAAGCCCCAGCCACCACCAGCUCCCCCAAAGAGUGACAACGCUCAGCGUGGAGGUCCUGUGAGGGAAGAGGAGAGAAUGGAGGUGCAGCAGGGGGGACCACCCCCACAGGGCAUGCCCCCUCGCAUGCCUCCCCCACCCCCCAGAAUGCCUCCACCCCCUAUGAGCGGCCCUCCUCCCAUGGAGAUGCCCCCAGGCAUGGCCCCUCCGCCUCGUCCCCCUAUGCCACCGGGACCACCUGGUCCCCCUCCAAUGGCCCCUCCCCCUAUGCCUCCCAUGGGUGGCCUGCCAGGUAUGGGGGCGCCCCCUCCCCCACCUGUCCCCCCUCCCCCGCCUAUGUCAGGCCAUAUGCAACAUGUGAGGGCAGCUGCACCUCCGCCACCACCACCACCAUCUUCAUAGACUACAUUGUGUUGGAAUGUUCAUUUGUAAACAUGAUCAUGCCAUUUUAUGUAAUUAUGUAUACUUGUUUUCAUGAUUCACAUUUGUCAUGGUUAAAAAUUAAGCCUAGAGAUGUCCUAGUAUGUUUUAAAUAUAUGUAAAUUGCAACUGUAAACAAUCUCAAGAACUGUAAUAAUAGUUGAAACUACCAGAGAGAUCAUGUUGAACUUUGGUUUCCAGUUUAUAAGUUAGAGGAUCAGUUGUUUGUUAGUUAUCAGAUUGUUGUAGAUCUACCUUGUAUGUUUGAAUUAUAAUUUUUCUCGUGGAUUUACAAGCAGAGUCUUAAUGUUUUCAAAAGAACUGUGCAAACAUUUAGUAAUCAAUUACAAAUAUUUCUGACUUCAAUUGUUAGAAUUUCCAUGGUAGAAACUUUCAUAGAUAAAUAUGGUCAUCAUUUUAAGAUUUUUGUAAUGUAUUUCUUUAACCCUUUGCUUGCUGGGAAAUUUGUCGUCUGCUAAAAUGUCUUCUGCUGAAUUUCUAAAAUUAGCAUUUUCUUCGAUUUUUUUCAAAGAAUACUAUCAGAAUAGCAAACAGUUUGGAUCCUGAUGAGACGCCACGUUUUGUGGCGUCUCAUCUGGAUCCAAACUGUUUGCAAAGGCCUUUAAAAUUCGGUUCCCGCACUGAAAGGAUUAAGCUCAUGUGAGCACAAAGUGAUCAAGGUGAGCAUGUGUGAUUUUAUGUCCAGUUUCCUGUGGUUUAUAACGUCAGCUAUUAGAGCGUUAAUACUCUUAAGACAUACUUUUCUGGAUGGAACUUUCUCUGACUUGGUUUGAAUAUGAACUCAGGUGAGCACUACAGGGCCAUCAUAUCAUGUGGAUGUUAUCGAUUUUUAUGUCCCCCACCACUAUAGUGGGGGACAUAUUGUUUUUGCCCUGUCUGUUGGUUGGUUGGUUGGUCUGUUGGUUGGUUUGCGCCAACUUUAACAUUUUGCAAUAACUUUUGCUAUAUUGAAUAUAGCAACUUGAUAUUUGGCAUGCAUGUGUAUCUCAUGGAGCUGCACAUUUUAAGUGGUGAAAGGUCAAGGUCAAUGUCAUCCUUCAAGGUCAAAGGUAAAAAAAGUCAAAGCGGCGCAGAAGGGGACAUAGUGUUUCUGACAAACACAUUUCUUGUUUUUAUUUUUAUUCAGAUGUACUGGUUAUUGAUAUUAAUGCAUUGAAUGAGAAUAAACCAUACAACAAAACGUCA